AUGUAUCGUGUCACCAAAGCACGCGCGGCAACGCUGCAUCUGCCUCAUGGCCCUGUACCCCUCCCCAUCUUCAUGCCCGUUGCGACGCAGGCCUCGCUCAAAGGCCUCACGCCCGACCAACUCGAAGACCAGGGCUGCCGACUAUGUCUAAACAACACAUAUCACCUAGGCCUUAAGCCAGGACAAGCGACACUCGAUGCCAUAGGCGGCGCGCAUAAGCUCCAGUCCUGGCCACACAAUAUCCUCACAGAUAGUGGUGGUUUCCAGAUGGUAUCGCUCCUCAAACUCGCCAAAGUCACCGAAGAAGGUGUCCGUUUCCUCAGCCCCCACGAUGGGUCGCCCAUGCUGCUCACACCCGAGCACUCCAUCUCCCUCCAGAACUCAAUCGGCUCCGACAUAAUCAUGCAACUCGACGACGUUAUCGCAACCACCUCGCCCGACCACGCGCGUAUGAAGGAAGCCAUGGAACGCUCGGUACGCUGGCUUGACCGCUGCAUGCAAGCGCAUAAGUACCCAGACCGACAGAACCUUUUCUGUAUCAUACAAGGUGGCCUGGACCUGGACAUGCGGAAAGAAUGUACCGCCGAGAUGGUUGCGCGAGAUACACCAGGCAUCGCGAUAGGAGGUCUCUCUGGCGGUGAGGAGAAGGCAGCCUAUUGCGAAGUCGUGAAGACAUGUACCGACCUGCUUCCUGAGAAGAAGCCGCGAUAUGUCAUGGGCGUCGGAUAUCCGGAAGAUCUGGUCGUCUCCGUCGCACUCGGCGCCGACAUGUUCGACUGUGUCUGGCCAACACGAACCGCCCGAUUCGGCAACGCCAUCACAUCCCGCGGCUCCCUCAACCUACGCAAUGCCAUGUACUCCGAAGACUUUAGCGCAAUCGAAGAAGGUUGCCGAUGCACCUGCUGCCGUCCGACAUCCGAUGGCGGACUGGGUAUCACUCGAGCCUACAUAUACCACGUCACCGCGAAAGAGACUGCUGGUGCCCACCUUCUCACCAUGCACAACGUCUACUACCAAUUAAAUUUGAUGAGGGAAGCGAGGGAGGCCAUCGUGCAGGAUCGCUACCCACAAUUUGUCAAGGACUUCUUUGGUGAUCUGUACAACAGGGAAAAGGAUAAGUAUCCUGUAUGGGCGGUCGACGCGCUGAAAAGCGUUGGUGUAGACCUGCUUGCCGAGUAG
Molecule: messenger RNA, 1179 nt
Organism: Alternaria ethzedia
Lineage: Eukaryota; Fungi; Ascomycota; Dothideomycetes; Pleosporales; Pleosporaceae
Exons: 7
Coding region: 1-1179 (392 amino acids)
Cellular component (GO): cytosol
Molecular function (GO): tRNA-guanosine(34) queuine transglycosylase activity
Source: RefSeq, a predicted model, not a curated record